AUUAUUUCCCUUGUUUACAAAUUUGCCAUGUGAUUUCAACAUAUGUAAACAAUUAAAAGUGCGUUUUCUCUCUCUCAAUUAAUUAAAACACUUGUUGGUUGUCGAGCGAACUUCAGAAAACAAAGCUCUUCAAUGAUGUCAUUUCCCCCACCCAGGAGGUGUGGUCCUUGCUUCAGGCUGCCUAAGACAUUGCAGGACGCUGUGGGCCAGGCUGUGUUUGUGUUCGGUGGGGUGGUCCUGCUAUGGUACGAACUGGGGCACAUUCUUUCCUCAUACUACCUGCAUUUGAAUGGAAAUGGAAGGCUGACGUCUGAAGAAGAAAGUGAAGUUAUGAUCCAGUACGUAGUUGCCAUAUAUUUCGCAAUCAAUAUUUAUGGAAACUACUAUAAAAUAGUUACAACGGAUACAUCGAAGGAUAGAUACAUGUUUAUGUCUAGCUCCCUUAUGCCUGAAGGUUGGAGAUACUGUGCUGAGUGUGAUCUCAAUCUUCCGCCAAGAUCUCACCACUGUAAAGUCUGCAACGUUUGUAUCCUAAAGAGGGACCACCAUUGCUGGUUUACAGGUUGCUGCAUCGGGUACUUCAAUCAUCGCUAUUAUAUUGCCAUGGUUACCCACAUUGUCGCAGCCGCAUUAUACUGCAACAUUUACAACUUGGAGUUUGUCGUCACAGUGAAAGGACAUUUAACUCUCUGGAAAUUUUUAUCGUAUCUUGGACCACAUUUCGGACUGAUCUUUGGAUAUUAUGGGUUCUAUACCUUCUUCAUUACCACCAUGACUACAGUUGGGUCUGUUUUGUUCCUGAUAUUUACAUGGUUGUUGUACAUUCAAAUUGAACAGCUGUGGUAUGGGCAGACCAAACAUGAACGAAAGAAAAGAAUUAAGAAAUAUAACCUGGGAUUUCUGCAUACAUUGAGGGAGUGUUUAGGGACCCGCUGGUUCCUUGUAUUUUUGUUUCCUUGGUUACCAUCCCCUUUACCUGGAUCUGGAACAUCUUUCAAGCUUAAGUCUGACUGAGGAAAGUCAAUGAUUAUUACAUUAUUAAACAUAUAAGAACAUUUGUAAUUAUUGUAUUGUAUAAGAACUUGACACUUUUCUCUAAAUCUAAUGCCAUAUUAAACACAAAAAUAGUGAAAUGGGGCUGCUAAGUUGUUUGCUUCAUAUUAAAAUCAUAUUCAAAUCAAAUUAAAUCAAGAUAUAUCUGUUCUUCUCUCAUCUGUAUUAAAUAAGUUUCUUUUUUAGUACGAGUCAAUGUAUAUCAAUCUAACAAAGGUAUAUAUGUGAAACGUUCUAUACAUGUUCAUUUUUAGCUCAUCUAUUUUUUUUUUUUAAAUAUGAGCUAUUGUCAUCACCUUGGCGUCCGCUUCCGGUCAAGUUUUGCGUUAAGGUCCACUUUUCUCAGAAAGUAUCAAUGCUAUUGCAUUCAAACUUGGAACACUUACUUGAUAUCAUGAGGGGACUGAGCAGGCAAAGUAAGAUAACUCUGGCGUGCAUUUUGACAGAAUUAUGUGCCCUUUUUAUACUUAGAAAAUUGAAAAUUUUGGUUAAGUUUUGUGUUUAGGUCCAUUUUAUUCCUUAAGUAUCAAAACUAUUGCUUUCAUAUUUGCAACACUUACUAACUAUCAUAAGGGGACUGUGCAGGCAAAGUUAUGUAACUCUGACUGGCAUAUUGACAGAAUUAAGUGCCCUUUUUAUACUUAGAAAAUUGAAAAUUUGGUUAAGUUUUGUGUUUAGGUCCACUUUAUUCCUACAGUAUCAAAGCUAUUGCUUUCAUACUUGCAACACUUAUUAACUAUCAUAAGGGGACUGUGCAGGCAAAGUUAUGUAACUCUGACUGGCAUUUGGAUGAAAUUAAGGGCCCUUUAUACUUAGAAAAUUGAAAAUUUGGUUAAGUUUUGUGUUUUGGUCCACUUUACCCCUAAAGUAUCAUAGAUAUUGCUUUCAUACUUGGAACACUCGCAAACUAUCAUAAGGGUACAGUAAAAGGACAAGUUGCAUAUCUCUGGUUGUCAUUUUUACAGAAAUAUGGCCCUUUUUUGACUUAGUAACUUUGAAUAUAUGGUUAAAUUUUGUGUUUCGAUCCACUUUACUUCUAAAGUAUCAAGGCUAUUCGUCAGCUGAAUGUAAUAAGUCAUGUAACUGACAUUUUUUUACAAAUUCACUUUUUGGCAGAUUUGAGUUUAUUUGGGUGAUAUACAUAUGCUAUUUUAAUAUUGAGACAACUUUUUGUCUUAAAAUGAUGUUUUUGAGAAAAUUUCAAAAUCCACAUAACUGAACACAUUUGUUUAAGUUGGUGCAAUAAAUAAUAUAAGAGCACUUACAUGACAUUUUUCUGAACUGUUUUACAAUGAGUUAAAUACUGUAUGUGCUGAUACUUGAAAUUUGACACUGAAAGUUACAGAGUCUCAAAUAACGUAACUGCAUUUUUCAAUGGGGAGUAACUCCUCCAUGGUAUGGAAAAAUUAAAUGUAAAAAACCACGUAAGUGAAAAAAAUUAAAUCCAUAAAAAUGGAUAGCUUUUUUCAAAAAUGUUAUUGUAUAAACUGUAAAAAGAGUGAAAUUUGCACCUAAUUGUUUGAUUAUUGUCCAUAUGUAUGAUACCACAAAAGCACAUUUUAAAUAAUUAUAUAAAUAUUUGUGGUAUGGUUUUGUGAUGUCAUCAAAGUGUUGAUGACAUCAUCAAAAGCAACAGAAACGAACUUCAGAAGACCUCUGUGAUAAAGGAAUCUAUUUCCAUGGCCACUUAUUUCAAGACAAACUACUUUUUAGCAAAUCAGUCAUCAUAAAAGGUUGUGAUGUUUCUCCUACAAGCAACCACACAUCAGGGUGACCCUCAACUUUACUCAGGAAAUGGCAAACAAUGUGUUUGUAAUUCCUUGGUUGCAGUUAUGGAGGCAACUAGAAAGCCACCAUGCCAGUGGCCAUACAGUACACUGGAAAAAAUAUUACUGAAAGGAGAUAUGAUGUACAUCGACAUGAAAGAAAACAUCAACCAUGAAUACCUUCAGAUAAGUGAUAUUCCAACUGUUGUGAAGGACAAAAUGAUCAUUAAAAGUGAAGAGUUUUUCGGAACAUUGAAACAGUCGGCAAAUGACAUGCCUGGCAUAGAACUGGAAGACGCUGUGAACAAUAUACAAAAAAAUUUUGAUGGGAUGAUUUUACUAAUUGGUAACAAGUCUCCAACAUACGCGUCUGCAAUAAUUAAAAACAAUGAAAGCUUUUUCUUUUUUGAUCCUCAUAGCAGAAACGAUUCAGGAAUGUGUGCAGCAGAUGGGAAAGCAACACUCACCAAGCACAAGUCAUUAGCUGACCUAUGUUUAUUUACAAGACAUCUUUGUGCUUCAAUAUUUAAAAAUGUAAACAUUCAGUUUGAAAUUAGGGGCAUAAAUGUCAUUGAUAUAAGUGGGCUAGAGGAGUCUGAUUCUUUUGAAAGUUCCAGUGAAAGUGAUUUUUCAGGGUUUGAUUAUGUUAGUGAGGCUGAGUUGGUUGAAGCUCAUUUACGUGUCAAGGCGUUAAGUGACAACCUGAGCAAUGUCGAUGACACAGAAACAUUCAUUAAUGAUAUAAUGAUCAACCUUAAUGACUCUGAAGUGCUAAUGAAAGAAAUUGAUAUGGAAAUCUUAAAUGAGUUUGACAGUACCAGAAAUGGACAGGACACUGGAACAGACAUUACCGGACAUGAACAUUGCAUAGGGACAGACAUAACUGGACAUGAACCAGACAUUGGGACAGACAUUACCAGACAAGAACAGGACAUAGGGACAGACAUUACCAGACAUGAACAUGGCAUAGGGACAGACAUAACUGGACAUGAACCGGACAUUGGGACAGACAUUACAGGACAUGAUCAGGACAUAGGGACAGACAUUACCAGACAUGAACAGGACAUAGGGACAGACAUUUCCAUACAUGAACAUGGCAUAGGGACAGACAUAACUGGACAUGAACAGGACAUAGGGACAGACAUAUCCGGACAAGAACAUGGCAUAGAGACAGACAUUACAGGACAUAGGGACAGACAUUUGCGGACAUGAAUAUGGCAUAGGGACAGACAUAACUGGACAUGAACAGGACAUAGGGACAAACAUUACCGGACAAGAACAGGACAUAGGGACAGACAUUUCCGGACAAGAACAUGGCAUAGGGAUAGACAAAACUGGACAUGAACAGGACAUUGGGACAGACAUAACCGGACAAGAACAGGACAUAGGAACAGACAUUAUGGGACAUGAACAGGACAUAAGGACAGACGUUUCCGGACAAGAACAUGGCAUAGGGACAGACACAACUGGACAUGAACAGGACAUUGGGACAAACAUUACUGGACAAGAACAGGACAUAGGGACAGACAUUAUUGGACAUGAACAGGACCUAAGAACAUAUGCUACAGUACAUGAACAGGACUUACGGACAGACAUAACGGGACAUGAACAGGACACAAACAGAUUAGAUUGUUUAAAUGCAUCCUCACAGGUGAUGAUGCCUGAUAUGAUUGGGGAGAAGCGAAAAUCACGAAAACGUACUAGAAAUGAAAGCAACUGGAUAAUAAAUGUAGCCAAAAGAAGAAGAAAUGAAGGAAAAAGUUAUGUAACACGGUCGGGAGUCAUUAAAUCAGGAAAAGUACUGCGUGAUGGUUGUGGCUUAAUGUGCAAAAGAAAAUGUCAUACAAACAUAAACAGGGAAAAGAGAGAGAUGAUUUUGCACAAUUUUUGGAGUGGACAUACAUACAAAGAAAGAAAAAAAAAUUAUCACAACUGAUUCUAGUUACAUCUCAAAAGCGAAAACAAAACAAGCCAAGUCGUCGGUCACAAACAAAUCACUAUGUUUUUUCAGUCAAUAAUAUUCAAUAUGAAGUUUGUAAAAGAUUCUUCCUUGAUACUCUUGCAGUGUCUGAGGCGCAAAUUCUUACUGCUCUGAAAAGCCGCUCAGCUACUGACAUAACAAGUCCAGAUAAAAGAGGUAAACAUGCCAAGAGAGUAAAUGCCAUUCCAAGGAUAGUCAUUGAAGACAUUAAAGCUCACAUUGAAAGUUUUCCGCGUGUGGAAUCACAUUAUUGUAGAGCUUCGACAAGUAAAGAGUACCUUGAAGGCAGCCUAAAUUUGCACAAAAUGUAUGACAUCUCUGUUGAGAAGUGUAAUAGCAACAAUGUUGUUCCUGCCAAAUUAUCAGCAUACAAAAAUAUAUUUAACACAGAGUACAACAUAUCCUUUAAUAAACCAAAAAAAGACUUGUGCGAUUAUUGUGCGGAGUAUAAUAACAUGACUGAAACUGAAAAACAAGUGCAAGCUAAGGCUUUUGAAAGGCACAUGCAAAACAAAGAAAAAUCAAGAAAUGAAAAACUUCAAGAUAAAACUUUAUCAGAAAUCAUAAAUUCACAUGUUACUGCAGUAUUUGACCUGCAACAAGUUUUACUGCUUCCAAAAGCCAACCAGUCUUCUUUGUAUUAUUGUCGAAAACUAAAUAACUACAACAUGACAAUUUAUUCGUUAGGUGAUAAAAAAGGAUUUUCAUACCUCUGGAAUGAAGUAAUAGCCAAAAGAGGUUCAAAUGAAAUUGCAUCUUGUCUUUUACAGUUUUUCCAAACAAUGCAUCAUAACAAGGUUUAUUCAAUAACUUUGUACUCUGACAAUUGUGCAGGACAAAAUAGAAACAGGUAUAUAGUUGCCUUAUAUUGGUACAGUAUUCAAAAGUUUGGAUUUGAAAGUAUUGUUCAUAAAUUUCUGGAAAAGGGUCAUACACAGAAUGAGAAUGACUCAAUGCACUCAGCAAUUGAAAGCAGUAUAAAAAAUGUUGAUGUUUAUACAACAUCUCAAUAUGCUGUUCUCAUUCGCAGUGCAAGACGAAAAGACCCAUACACUGUUUGUGAAAUGGGUCCUGAAGACUUUUUUGACUUCAAAGACUUUUCUAAAAGCAUUAAAAAUUUAGAUAAAGACAGCACAGGAAAGAAAAUUGCCUGGAGAGAAAUGAGAGUUGUUCGAUUUGAAUCACAUUUUCCAAAUACAUGUGCAAUUCAAUAUGACUAUGAGGGUGAAUAUCAUUUUGUUCAUCUCCAACCAAAGCAGUUGCGUAGGCCUUUUAAAUGAGCUGAAAACUCUUUUUAAUGAUUGUGAACGACCAAAACUUUCGAAAGACAAACAUAAAGAUCUGAUGCAGUUAUGCUCAAAGAAAAUCAUACCGGCUUCAUACCGUAGCUUCUAUGAGGCUUUGCCCUUUGAUGAUAAUUAAGUCAUAACAGUUCUUAAAAUAGGAUUCAAUAGACCUGUUUGUAUAAAUUGAUACAUACUACAUUUUGCCCUUGUUGUUGACAUUAAGGAAUGUCAUUGAAAAGAUAUUAAAAAAUCUUGUCCUUGUUUGCUUGUAAUUGUCUAAUAACUGAUAUCUGAAAAUAAUUAUUUCAAGUAGAUAUCAUACUGCUUUCUAUUAUUGAGUGAAUUAAGUCAUUCUCAUUUGGUGUGAUUUUAUCAAUGUUUUGUUUUUUAAAAUUGGAUUCAAUUUAAAUGAUAUCUGAAAAUAAUUAUUUCAAGCAAAUUUUGUAUGGCUUUCUAUUGCUGCGGAAUUGAGUCAUUCUCAUUUUGUGUGUUUUUAUCUAUGUUUUGUUCUUAAAAUAAUAUUCAAUUGACCUGUUUGUAUAUUGAUGCAUAAAUACAUUUUGCCCUUGUUGUUGACAUUAAGGAAUGUCACUGACAAGAUAUUAAAAAAUCUUGUUCUUGUUUGCUUUUAAUUUUCUAAUAACUGAUAUCUUAGUUAUCAGAAUUACUAUUUUGACAACAAUAUUUAAAUUGGAUUCAUUUUUAUGAACUUGCUUGUAUCAUAUUUUGGAAAAAUAAUGUGUCAGGUGUUUUUCUAAAAUUAUGCCAUAAUAUGAUAUAAUAAUUAUUGUUAUAUGUUACUUCAUUGAUUGAUUUAACAUUUUAUGUUCAUUUGCUGUUUCAUGAUAAACCAGUUAUUGAUUUAUAGUGGCAAUAAAAUAACUAUUUAUAGAAACUGUGUUGUUUACUUUUAAAUUUGACAUGAUUAUUGCUGAAGAACAAGCUAAGCAUUGUUCAACUUUUAUUUUAUGCUUUCCGGUAGUUUAUAGAGAAAUAUCAGUGAAUUAAAACUGAUAAUUUCACUGUUUCAAACAGUGAAAAUUAUCGAUAAUUUUCACUGUUUAAUUACUGUGAAAUGAUGCAUUUUUUAACGAAAAGAUGUCAUUAUCCCAGCGAAAUUCUUUAGUUAAACUCUUUAACAAUGAAUAUAAACGGUGGAAAAAAAGCAUUAAAUAAAAAGAAAAUUUGUUGGAUCCAGUGGAAUAUCGAUUUUAAUUCACUCGUGAUCAUAAAAAAUAUAUCACUCAUGAAUUAAUAUUGAUAAUCCACCGAAUCCAACAAAUAUGCUCUAUAUAAUGCACAAUACAGGACAAAUAAACCUGAACACAAACAUAUAAAUAUACUAGGUCUUAUUGCAUUUACACAAUAAUGUUGAUAAUUUUAACAUGUUCAAUAUUGCCCUUUUACAUACCUAAAUUCUGGUGCGAGAUAUUAAGCAAUUCAAACUAUAACCUUUGUGGCUAUAUUCCUACACAUCAGAAAUUCAAAUUGUUGUUAAUUCAUAGUUGAACAAUAGUUAAUAAAAAACAAUUUAUAUAUGACUGUGCUGAUGAUGUUGUUGUUGGAAGUGAUUAUGAUGAUGAGGAUGAUGAAUACAGAAUUAUUGAUAUUUAUCAGAAUGACAGUGAUUAUUUUGAUGUUGGUGGGUGAUAAUUGAUACAGAUCAAAGUAAUGUGAUUAUUGAGACACAUCACAAUUAUGAAGAUGAAGAUGGCGACACUGAUCAAAAUAAUCAAUUAAUUAUGAAAAAUAAGAUUUUUUAUGAUUAGCAAAAUGAUAACAAUAAACAUUAUUAUCACUGAUGAUAAAUGAUGAUGAUUGGUAGUGAUGGAAAAGAUGACGAAAGGAAUGAGGAUAGUAUAUAAGUUGCGUUAAUAAGACUUAAUUUAGUUCAUACAUUAUGAACAGACACCAAAAAAAAGCUAAUAAGUUAGUUGAAGUCAUUUAAAUGAUAGCAUAAUUUUUGCUUACUAAUUCAGAAUAAUUAAGAAAUUAUGAAAAGAAAAAUAGCUGUGCUCUACUUUUACUUCUUUUUGGUUCUCCCUGCUGCCCAUCUUUACUGCCUAACAAAGGUAUUCGUAAUAUCUUUUAAUAUUCUAAACAAUUUUGCAAUGCCCAACAAAUACACUUUAAAUUUUAAAACCUUGUAAAAAAAAACCUGCAAUUAUUAUUAUUUGUAAAUAUUCCAUUUCUGCUUCUUGCUCCUUGUUAUUAGCACCCAGUACAAUUCUGGAUAGUUCCACUAUAUAAAGAAAAAUAUUGUUGCAAACAUUACAUUUUCUCAUAACAAAACUCAACCAGAUAAGAGCCAAAUACAAAUAGAGUUAUGAUAUAAAAAUUGCAAAACUAUGUCACACAGCACAUUUCAAGCACUUACGUGGUUUUGUACAAUAAAAAAACUAAGAACUCAUUUAAACGUAAGAGCACUUAUAUGGCAUUGGAAUUUCAAUUUUAAGCAAAAAAGCACAUUAAGAGCACUUACGUGGUUUUUUCCACUAACUUAUUUCAGUGUUGAAAUUCUGGUAAGUGUUUUUUUUUUUUAAGUAUUCAUAUUUUGAAAACAGAUUUAUCAAAGCUCAAUUUUGCUGUGCUAGAAUCUCAUCAUUACCUGCAUACACAGAAAUUUGUAAUUCUAAAAAAUGUGUCCCAAUGUCAUAAACCAGUUUUUUUGCUUCUCCUGAAAAAUUUACAAAAUGUCAGUUACAUGACUUAUUACAUUGAGUAGACGUAUUGCUUUCAAACUUCAAAUACUUUCAUGCUAUCAUGAGGUUACUGUACCUGGCAAGUUGAAUUUUACCCUGACCUUUGAAUGACCUUGACUCUCAAGGUCAAAUUAUUUAAUUUGGCUAAAAUUGCCAUAACUUCUUUAUUUAUGAUAAGAUUUGAUUGAAACUUUGACAAAACUACUCUUACCUGACAUACCACAAUAGACUCCAUCCAAACCAUCCCCCG
This is a messenger RNA of Dreissena polymorpha, 9038 nucleotides long. RefSeq lists its product as uncharacterized. Lineage: Eukaryota; Metazoa; Mollusca; Bivalvia; Myida; Dreissenidae. The record is from RefSeq and is a predicted model, not a curated record. The transcript has 3 exons. Bases 2793 to 4031 code for a protein of 412 amino acids.